GCUGUAUUUUAGGCUCAUGACAAAUGGAAGUGUAAUUUUUCAAAUCUUAAGAAAUCUCUGACACACUCUCCCCCCUCUCUUUUAAUGUCAGCAACCCCAAGUGACUGAGAUCAAUGAAAAGCUGCAGAUGGAAAUUAUUGAAAAAAUCAAUAAUCUUAGGAGGGAGGUGAUACCUUCUGCCAGCAACAUGCUGAAAAUGAUGUGACCUGCAGUGAGACUCUGUCGCAAACAGAGACCGCCAUGCCCUGGGGAGCCAUGAUCGAGGCCUGGGCCAGCGCACAGAAGUACUUCAUAUUUGGCAGUUUGCCAGCUGAUGCGGAAGGAAGCAUUCUUAGCUAUACUCAGCUCAUUUCGUACAGUUCACAUGAAGUUGGAUGUGCGCUUGUUCACUGCCCAGAAAGUGCCUCCCCUUAUUUCUACCUGUGCCAUUUCUGCCCUGGCGGGAACAUAAUCGGCAAACUAGCAGAACCCUACAAAGAAGGCCCAUCGUGCGAAGCGUGCCCUGGCAACUGUGAGGAUAAACUGUGCACGAACCCAUGAAGGCAUGUUGAUUUUUACGACCGCUGUAAGGAAAUGCUAAAACACUUCAACUGUAGUGCGGGAAUAUUGGCUGAAUAUUGCCAAGCUGGUUGUCACUGCCAGACAGAAAUUAUUUAACAUGUACACAUGAGUACCACAAGGUUAAUUUUCAGAGGGUCAUUCUUUCAUUCUUCACCGAAAAGCAUGGAAACUCAGCAUUAAAAAGAAACUCUCCCCUCUAAAACUGGUGCAUUUGCAUGCUAUUGAUUUUUUUAAAAGAGCAUUUGCAAGAAUUGUUUGCAAAAAAAGUGACAGAAAUAUGUCAGCCUCUGUGUUCACUUUGGGUUUAGUUUUAUUUUAUUUUUUAAAAAAACUAUUAUGUUUUAGAGAAUGCUUCGAAUACUUCAAAGCUAAAUGUUUAAAUAUUGC
Messenger RNA from Podarcis raffonei (Aeolian wall lizard), 948 nucleotides. Its product is annotated as cysteine-rich venom protein-like. The record is from RefSeq and is a predicted model, not a curated record. NCBI's taxonomy places the organism in Eukaryota, Metazoa, Chordata, Lepidosauria, Squamata, Lacertidae. The coding region runs from base 241 to 540 and encodes 99 amino acids. The transcript has 5 exons.